CGUCCUGGCAAAUUUCCUGUUGUGUGUUCAAUUACAGAGGGAAACUUUUCCUGUUAGAGUCAAGGUGGCCUGCACAGGUGAGGAGUGGGUCUCCCAAACCCCGCACCCCAUCUCCUACACAGCCCUCGCUCCAACACACACAGGCACCGCCGGCCUGGGUUGAAGGCGCACGGACCUCAGACUGUUUCCUAUACACCUGGAGUCUGGGCAACACGGGAUCCGGGUUGGAUGCAAAACUAAAAGGGUUCCUGUUCUAUUCCCCGGCCCUGCGCUCGCAAUCAUGCCCAGAGCUUUCUUGGUGAAGAGAAAAGAACCUUACUUGGAGAUCCGAGAUUGGAAUGAACUGCCGGACGAAGAGCGAGCUGACACCUACAUACCAGUCAUUCUGAACAGUUUCCCGAGUUACCAAGAAGGGAAGGGCGAGGACGAGGCAGCAGCCGGCACGGUCGGCUUGGACCAGGCGUCAGAGCAGCGCCGCCUCCCUUACAAGACCGAACCACGCCAGGAGAAUGCGGGCGAGCAGGUUGUGAAAUCGGACUUCAGCAGACGCAACGUCUUGCGAACGAAAAUCAAGAUCACCACAGGCGAGUGCAGCCAGUGCGCCUACAGCUGCCAGGUGUGCAGCAAGGGCUUCCGCCUACAGCGCAUGCUCACCCGUCACCUGAAGUGCCACAGCCAGGUGAAACGCCACCUGUGCACGUACUGCGGCAAGGGCUUCAACGACACGUUCGACCUCAAGCGUCACGUCAGGACGCACACAGGUAUCCGGCCCUACAAAUGCAGCCUGUGCCACAAAGCCUUCACACAGAGAUGCUCCCUGGAGUCGCACCUGAAGAAAAUCCAUGGGGUGGCACAGAAGUACAACUACAAGGAGAGGAGGGCAAAGCUCUAUGUCUGUGAAGAGUGUGGUUUCACUGCCAUUAACCAAGAGGAACUCUACCUUCACAUGAAGCAGAACCACCCGGACAACCCCAUGCUGAAAAAGACCUCCAAGAAGAUUGUUGCCUCUUUACAGAGGAAACUGCUGCACAACAGCGACGAUAACAAGGAAUCGGAUUAGGGACGGAGCGGGGGAGGGGUUUAGUGCCUUUACUGGAGCCUGGAUCCACACCAGUGCCAUGGAGAAAGCAAGCACAGCUGAGAUUAUCUCCGUAAACCAACCACCUUGGAACCUGUUUGCCCGGUGGAAUCAGAGAAGACAUUUAGACAGUUUGACAAGUGUGCAAAGAUUAAUGCUCCAUACCCGCAAUCGUGGAUGAAAUCUUUGUCCUCCUGCUCAGCAUCUGAGAGAGGUGGUGGUGCGUGCUGUUUGGCCCAUAUUGACUCAAUCAGAUAUGCGGACAGAUCAUUAACUUGGGGCAAAGUAUUUGACCAUAGUCUUAAGUGUUUCCAGCAAUUGUCAUGGGCUUUAUGCUUUGACGCUUCACCUUGUCUGUCAGCUUCCUGCUUUGUUCUUUUGUUUCUGGUUCUGGGUAGGUUUUGUUCCCUAUUGCUCUCUACAUUAAGUUAUAGACUUGCAAGUUUGGAAAAUAGCACAUAUUUCCAAGGAUAAAAACCAUGAAUUUCCAAAAUUUGGUGCAAAGUAUGUAAAUACGGAGAAUUUUGGAAGUCUAACAACUGAGGAAACGUUUUAUGCAACUUUGUAAAGUAAAUACUUAUUAUAAAGAAAUGGUGUUCAGA
Amblyraja radiata (thorny skate) is the source of this 1680-nucleotide messenger RNA. Its product is annotated as transcription factor Ovo-like 2. NCBI's taxonomy places the organism in Eukaryota, Metazoa, Chordata, Chondrichthyes, Rajiformes, Rajidae. Gene Ontology annotation, biological process: regulation of transcription by RNA polymerase II; epidermal cell differentiation. Gene Ontology annotation, molecular function: RNA polymerase II cis-regulatory region sequence-specific DNA binding; DNA-binding transcription factor activity, RNA polymerase II-specific. The record is from RefSeq and is a predicted model, not a curated record. Gene Ontology annotation, cellular component: nucleus. The coding region runs from base 281 to 1060 and encodes 259 amino acids. The transcript is spliced from 4 exons.